UUUAAAUUGUUAAAUCAUGAACUAUUAAAGAAUAUAAGAAGCGUUUUAAACCAAAAUAAAGGGUAAGUAGAUAAUUUACAAGUUGAAGCCCAAUGGUGAAAGAGACUCCACGAAGAGAUCUGCCUUCUAUACCAUGAGAAGAGAUUCUUGCAGAGUAUCAUAGCUGAUCUGCAAGCACUAAAAAAAUCAUACACAUAAGCUAUAAUUAAGAUAAGCUAAUCAUACACAGUCAAGAUGCAAAAACCUUAAUUAAAUAAUAAAUGCUUUCUAAAUCAAGGAAUAAAUAGUUCAAUCAAUCUGAAUUUUGAAUGAUGAAGUGGGUCCUAGGACAUAGGACAUGAAUGGUUUAAUUGAAUCCAUGUAUGCCAUUGUACAAUUCAGGAGUGGUUAAGUAUCAAGUGUCACACUUUCUCAGAGUACUGAAUAACUCCUCUCUUACAACAGAUUUCCCAGUGCCACUCUCUCAAUUGACAUGCAUUAUUGCUGCUGUAAUAGCUAAUAACCUUAUCAAUCCUACUUAUACCUUGCCCUUUUUUCAUAAAAGAUUGGAAUUUUUUUAGGAAUGGAAAUGAUAUUAAAACCACAUAUUCUUUAUGUGGUUUCACACCUAAUUCUUGCCUUAUAGCAGGCAAUCCACCUUCAUUGCAGAACUGGGUUUUGCUAAAUUUAAAGUCGCAACAUCAAAUUGGCUGAGCAAUCCACAACUGAUCAGUAAACACCUAUUUGUUGAAAUACGACCAUUGGAUAUUCUCCAUUUUUAACCAUCCAAUAAAUGCUCACCAAUCUAAUAACCUGACAAUCAAACUACCAUAAUUUUUCUGUCACGAUGCAUCUACUCUAUGGCCCACAAUUUGGAAAGAUUAAUUUGACUCACUUGUAUGAGAUAGAGUGAUUUAGAAGUGCAUGUGCAUCAUCUUCACACUCUGCUAGAGUAUCGAUCAAAAGUUUUUCUCAUUGGUAUUCUAUUCUACUGCCUUUUGAUAAAUCUUACGUAUAAUCCAAUCCGUUCAUUGGACAUGCUCCACUGGGAUGAAGGGACAAUCCAAGCAUCAGGCCACACAAAUAUAAUGGUGGGCCUUGAAGAAGCUCGAAUGUGUGGAACUCAUGUACGUUUGAGCGUAUAUGAUCAUUCUCCAACUAGGAAGGUUGUUCUGUGGGUGGUAGCUCCGGCAUUGAUAGCCAAAGGAUCGACGACGACGGUUAUGACGGUUUUCUUAAUCAUGUUCCUCUUCCAAUACCUCCCCAAGAUCUACCACUCCGUCUGUCUUCUGCGUCGCAUGCAAAACAUCUCCGGCUACAUCUUCGGCACCAUCUGGUGGGGCAUCGCCCUCAACAUGAUCGCCUACUUCGUUGCGUCCCACGCGGCAGGUGCAUGUUGGUACUUGUUAGGAAUACAAAGGGCUACAAAGUGCCUGACUGUGCAAUGUGGUCGAGCUAAGGGAUGUGUGGCUACAACAUUAGGGUGUGAAGAGCCCAUUUACUAUGGGACGGCCAUGGUGAAAGAUAGUGUGAGAUUAGCAUGGGCACACAACAGUCAGGCAAGGAGUGUGUGUAUAACCAGCAGUGAUAAUUUCGAUUAUGGUGCCUUUAAAUGGACGGUUCCUCUUGUUACUAACACUAGCCGCUUGGAGAAGAUACUGUUUCCAAUCUUCUGGGGUCUGAUGACCCUCAGCACAUUUGGGAACCUUGAGAGCACAACUGACUGGCUGGAAGUGCUCUUCAAUAUCAUCGUUCUGACGAGCGGCCUCCUUUUGGUGACCAUGUUGAUUGGAAAUAUCAAGGUCUUCCUCCAUGCAACCACGUCUAAGAAACAAGGGAUGCAGCUGAAGAUGAGGAAUGUGGAGCGGUGGAUGAAGCGUCGGCAUUUGCCACAGGGCUUCAGGCAGCGGGUCCGGCAAUACGAACGCCAGCGGUGGGCCGCAAUGCGAGGGGUGGAUGAGUGUGAGAUGGUCCAAAACCUCCCUGAGGGCCUCCGUAGGGACAUCAAGUAUCACCUUUGUCUAGACCUCGUACGACAGGUACCAUUGUUUCAACACAUGGAUGAGCUGGUGCUGGAGAACAUAUGCGACCGUGUCAAGUCCCUAAUCUUCCCCAAGGGUGAAAUGAUAACCAAAGAGGGUGACCCAGUUCAAAGAAUGUUGUUUGUGGUAAGGGGCCACCUUCAGAGUAGCCAAGUACUCCGGGACGGCGUAAAGAGCUACUGCAUGCUCGGGCCCGGCAACUUCAGUGGCGAUGAGCUCUUGUCAUGGUGCCUCAGGCGUCCAUUUGUCGAAAGACUCCCGCCAUCAUCCUCAUCACUGGUAACAAUCGAGACCACUGAAGUGUUUGGGCUGGACGCCGGCGACCUUAAGUACGUGACACAGCAUUUUCGUUACACAUUCAUCAAUGAGAAAGUGAAGAGGAGUGCUCGGUACUACUCGCCUGGGUGGAGGACGUGGGCUGCCGUGGCGAUCCAACUAGCAUGGAGGCGGUACAGACACCGGCUCACACUCACCUCGCUGUCGUUCAUUCGGCCCCGGCGGCCACUGUCGCGGUGUUCAUCGCUUGGGGAGGACCGGCUCCGGCUAUACACAGCCCUAUUAACCUCACCUAAGCCUAAUCAAGAUGAUUUUAGCUUCUGAAGAUAUGAUAUAUAGGUUUUUCUUUGUUUGUGGACGUUUGUACACAUGAAUGAUGUGCAUUUUAACUUAUUCAAUCGUUUAUUUUUCAUUAA
Molecule: messenger RNA, 2713 nt
Organism: Magnolia sinica
Lineage: Eukaryota; Viridiplantae; Streptophyta; Magnoliopsida; Magnoliales; Magnoliaceae
Product: cyclic nucleotide-gated ion channel 4
Exons: 7
Coding region: 1017-2621 (534 amino acids)
Source: RefSeq, a predicted model, not a curated record